Messenger RNA from Drosophila yakuba, 1582 nucleotides. RefSeq names its product methanethiol oxidase. The coding region runs from base 75 to 1535 and encodes 486 amino acids. The record is from RefSeq and is a predicted model, not a curated record. Gene Ontology annotation, molecular function: selenium binding. Lineage: Eukaryota; Metazoa; Arthropoda; Insecta; Diptera; Drosophilidae. The transcript has 6 exons.
AUAUAAAGCUCCCUCUCAACAUCGUUUGAUAUUCAGUUUGUCGCUGUUCUUCGACCCACACCAACCGCCAAGCAAUGUCCAAUAAAACCUGUUGCCGAGGACCGGGUUACGCAACCCCACUGGACGCCAUGAGGAGUGGUCCCCGCGAGAAGCUCCUCUACACGGUCACCGUUCAGCCCAACUUGGAUGAGCCCCAUGGCGAUUAUCUGUCCACAGUCGACGUGGAUCCCGAGAGCCCCACCUACUGCCAGAUAGUGCACCGUACGUUCACGAAUCGCAAGGGAGAUGAACUGCAUCAUUCCGGCUGGAACGCUUGCUCCAGUUGUUAUUACGUCGAUGAGAGCUCCAAGACGGUGCCAAAAAGGGAUAGACUGGUAUUGCCGUCCCUGAAUUCCGACUUUAUUUAUAUACUGGAUGUGGUUACGGACCCCCGAAAACCAGAGAUUAUCAAGACCAUUGAUGGCGAUGUGUUGAAGAGUCACAAUGUGACGGCUCCACAUACCACACAUUGUUUGGCCAAUGGGAACAUCAUGAUAUCCGUGAUGGGCGAUGCAGAGGGCUAUGCCAAGGGGGACUUUAUCCUCUUCGAUAAGGACUUCAAUUGCAUCGGUACUUGGACCAAGGGCGAUAAGAAGGCAUUGUGCGGAUACGACUUCUGGUAUCAGCCGUAUUUCGAUGUGAUGGUUUCUUCGGAAUGGGGGGCCCCCAAUAAAUGGCGACGAGGAUGGAAGACUGGUGACCUGGAGGAUAUGUCUCAGUACGGCUGUCGCCUCAACUUCUACAAAUGGUCCACGCAGACUCUCUACCAGACCAUUGACCUGGGAUCGGAUGGCAUAACUCCCCUGGAGAUUCGGUUCCUGCACAAUCCCAAAAAGGCCGAAGGAUUCGUGGGGUGUGCCCUCAAUGCCAAGGUGUUCUACUUCGCGAAGAAGGCAGAUUCCGAUGAGUUUGAGGCCAAGAAGGUAAUUGACAUACCCGGAAAACUGGUCGAUACCGGCAGUGGAGUAGCUGAAGAUAUGGGUGGCAUGAUUUCGGACAUCAUCAUCUCCCUGGACGACCGAUUUCUGUAUGUCAACUGCUGGCGACAUGGCGACCUGCGGCAAUAUGAUAUCACCGAUCCCGAGAAUCCCAAGCUGACUGGCCAGGUUUUCCUUGGCGGUGCCAUAUGCAGUGACUUGCCAAAUGUGAUUGUUAAGGAGGAUAAGGAACUGAAGGAGAGACCUCCGGCUCGCUACGUGAAGGGACGUCGCUUGGAAGGAGGUCCCCAAAUGAUGCAGCUAUCCCUGGAUGGGAAGCGCUUGUAUGUCUCGUCAUCUCUGUAUUCCCCAUGGGAUAAGCAGUUCUAUCCCAAAAUGGUUUCGCAAGGCGGUCAUAUUGUCCUGAUUAACGUGGACACUGUGAACGGAGGAAUGUCCCUCGAUGAGGACUUCUUGGUGGACUUUGGCAAUGAACCUUACGGUCCCAGUUUGCCCCACGAAAUGCGUUAUCCUGGCGGUGAUUGCACUUCCGAUAUUUGGCUGGCCAAUGAUGCGUAAUCUACAUGUGACUUUUGUGAAGAUCUAAUAAACUAAUUCCCUUAAAA